Messenger RNA from Salvia splendens (bonfire salvia), 1446 nucleotides. RefSeq lists its product as uncharacterized. The record is from RefSeq and is a predicted model, not a curated record. The coding region runs from base 1 to 933 and encodes 310 amino acids. The transcript has 3 exons. NCBI's taxonomy places the organism in Eukaryota, Viridiplantae, Streptophyta, Magnoliopsida, Lamiales, Lamiaceae.
AUGUCUUCUUUCUCAAUAGAAGAUUUUGUUGGGAAUGGAUGUCUGAAAGAAUUGUUGCCAAGGCUGCUAGGUGAAGGCUGGGACGAUGUACCUACUUUGAAGGUAAUGAAUUCGGAAGACAUGGAUGAUAUCGGCCUGACUCGACAGCAGAAGGAUGCAAUUGAAAUUAGGUCAUACCUGCAUGACCGGACGCUGAUGCAGUACGGGGAUCAGUUAGAGGCCUCUAGGAAGAGUUUGCCUGAGCUUCUUGGCUUGAGUAAUGACGAUCUUGCUUCUCAAUUUGGUAUGAAACGAGGCCAUAUUGCUCGUUUCAUGAACAGAAGCACAGCGUGCUCACUGGAUCCAUUGCCAGCAUCGUAUACCCUCCCAGCAAGGAGGCGAAACAGCUUGCCAUCCAGAAAUAGUAGCAUACAUAAGAGUCAGCUCACACCUGCGAAUUCCAAUAAACUUGUUACGCUGAGAUCGUCUGGAAGAAGCAGUUCUGGUUCUGAUUUUACCGUGGAACGGUCCAUGGCAAGCUUUAAAAUAAAAGAUGGAUAUGUCUUCAAGGGGAUCGUUGCAGCAAUGCCGGCAGAGCCUAGGGCCUGUGGCUGUGUGGAACCUCCCCCAGUAGUCGAGAAUGUAGCUCCUUACUCCACGAUAGAGAAUAUCUCCGUCCAGAAACUAACUCCCGAAUACAAGAUUGGAAUGGAGCGGUUGAUCAAGUCAAAGACACCACCGAUGAAGGCUUCAGAGCUGUGGCGAGAGAAACCGGCUCUCUUUGUCUGCAUUCGUAGGCCUGGGUGCAUCAUGUGCCGAGCUGAAGUGCAUCAACUCUACUCCAAGAAACCUAUAUUUGAUGCUCUUGGAGUUCAACUGUUUGCAGUUCUUCAUGAGCACAUAGACUCAGAGGUUCAACAUCUCCCUCGGAUUAUUAUGCAUCAUGAGAAAUGACUAAACAAUGUUUACUAAAACAAGUUGAAUGGUUUCAGAUAAAAGAUUUCUGGCCGCGAUACUGGGGUGGUGUUGUGCUCUAUGACAGGGGGCAGGAGUUCUUCAAGGCUCUUGGUGGAGGGAAGCUGCUCAAAGAAAAGUUCAUAUCUGGUUUCCUACUCAAUCCUAGAGCGAUCGCAAACUACAGGAGAGCAAAGGCUUCCGGCAUUCAAAAUAAUUUCAAGGGUGAAGGUGAGAUCAAGGGUGGACUCUUCAUAGUAGGCAAAGGUAAAAGUGGAAUCGCGUACCAGUUCAUCGAGAGAAACUUUGGCGACUGGGCACCACUUCCUGAAGUCAUAGACAUCUGCACUCAUAUUCAGGUAAUCUCGCGUUACAUCUUUCUAGUCCAUCAACAUUGAUCGUGGUUUUGCACAAACACUCAUCAUCAUGAGCUGAUUUAAGCAGAGCAACCAGUUAGACUCAACGAAAACAUGGAAAGAAGAAUCAAAAGAAUGAAGUGAACGGACCAGAGUA